UCCUCUCUCACUCACUUACCAGAUCCUCUCUCUCUCUCUCUCUCCAUAUGACAAUGUUGAUCAAGAAAGCAUUUCCCUUUCUGAUGAUAAGUUUGUUCUUCUGCUUGCAAAUUCUGAGUAGUGUGGUAAUUGUGGGUGGUGCAAAUUAUGUAACAGCUUUGAAUGGUUAUGAUAAUCAUGAUGAGGGUGUUUCAAGGACUACUGUGGGGUCAUUGGUGAGGAAAGACGAGAGGGAGUCACUUGUCUCGACAGAAUAUGGGGAGAUCUCGGCCGUUGAAAUCAGCGAUAUUGGAUCAACAACAACAAGAAGAAGAGGGCGUUACCAACUUCAGUUCAUCACCUUGGAGCCCAACGCACUAUUUCUUCCUGUACUUCUUCACAGAGAUAUGGUGUUCUAUGUCCAUACAGGGAGUGGGAGAUUGAGUUGGGUUGAUGAAGAUGAAAUGAGACGUGUAAAUCUACAACGAGGCGAUGUCUACAGACUGCCUACAGGGAGUGUAUUCUUCUUGCAGAGCAACUUAGAACAGGAACGACAGAAGCUUAGAAUCUAUUCUCUCUUCACCAACUCAAUCCAAGAUUUGCACGAACCGUCUGUGGGGGCAGCAGCAUAUUCGAGCAUUCCCGACUUGGUCCUUGGCUUUGAUGAGAAAACCCUCCAAGCAGCUUUUAACGUCACGGAGGAAGUAAUAGAAGAAAUAAGAAGUGGAACAACCCACCAAGCAAUAGUGCAUGCGCCUCCGAAAAAAGGAAGCAAAUUGUGGCAGUUCGAAGCUCAAUUCAUGAAUGCACUUUUGGGGAGCAAAGGUAAUAGCAUAUUCGAGAUCCCCAAUAAAAAGACCAAGACGUUCAAUAUCCUGAAAGCAAAACCAGAUUUCCAGAAUGGUAAUGGUAAGAGCCUAAUGGUAACCAAGAAAAAAUUGCCUGCACUAAGGGGCUCCAAUAUUGGUCUCCUCAUGGUGAACUUGACCAAGGGGUCGAUGAUGGGGCCGCACUGGAAUCCAAUGGGAAGUGAGAUAUCUAUAGUAACACAAGGCCGGGGGAUAGUUCGGGUGGUUUGUUCUAGCUCAAUGAGUGAAUCAGAAUGCAAAAACACGAGGUUCAGGGUUGAAGAAGGAGAUGUUUUCGUUGUACCCAGGUUCCACCCGAUGGCUCAAAUGGCCUUCAACGAUGACUCCCUCGUCUUCGUGGGAUUCAGCACAACAACAAAGAAAAAUCAUCCGCAGUUUCUAGUGGGAAAAGCGUCUGUUCUUCAAACUUUGGACAAGGACAUUGUGGCGGCAUCCUUUAAUGUCACCAACACAACGAUUAGUCGGCUUUUGGCUGUACAGGGGGAAUCAAUCAUAUUGGAAUGCACGUCUUGUGCUGAGGAAGAAGAAAGCAAAAUGGAGGAAGAGAUUGAGGAGGAAAAGGAGGAAGCUAGGAGGAGAGAAGAAGAGGAGGCGAAGAAGAGGGAGGAAGAGGAGAGAAGAGAGGAAGAGGAAGCCAGGAAGAGCGAGGAGGAAGCAAAGAGGGAGGAGGAAGAGAAGAGGAGAAAAGAAGAGGAAGAAGAAGCUAGAAAAAGGGAAGAAGAGGAAGCGAGGAGGAGUGAGGAGGAGCAGGAGGAGGAGGAAAGGAGAAGAGAAGAGGAGGAGCAAGCCAGAAGAAGGGAAGAAGCAGCAGCUAGAAAGAGAGAGGAAGAGGAAGCCAGAAGGGAGGAGGAAGAGAGAAGACGAGAGGAAGAGGAAGCAAAGAGGAAGGAGGAGGAAGAGAGAAGACAAGAGGAAGAGGAAGCAAAGAGGAGGGAGGAGGAAGAAGAAGAGGAAGCGAGGAGGAAGGAGGAGGAAGAGAGAAGACAAGAGGAAGAGGAAGCGCAGAGUGAGGAGGAAGAGAGAAGACGAGAGGAAGAGGAAGCAAAGAGGAGGGAGGAGGAAGAAGAGGAAGCGCGGAGGAAGGAGGAGGAAGAGAGAAGACAAGAGGAAGAGGAAGCGCAGAGGGAGGAGGAAGAGGAAGCAAAGAGAAGGGAGGAGGAAGCCAGGAGGAAGGAGGAGGAGAGAAGACAAGAAGAGGAGGCAGCAAAGAGAAGGGAGGAAGAGGCUAGAAGAAGAGAGGAAGAGGAAUCCCAAGAGGAGGAGGAAGAGGAAGAGGCAAGGAAAGAGCAACAAAAGAGAGAGCAAGCGGAAAAGAGGAGAAGACAAGAAGCAGCAGAGAGGGAGGAAGAAGAGGCCAGAACAUGGGAACAAGAAAGGAAAGAGCUGGAGAGGCAAGAAGAAACAGCUAGAAGAGAGAGGGAGAGACAACAAGAAGAGGAAGAAGCCAGGAGAGAGGAGAAAGAGGAGCAGCAGCAAGGGGAAAAGGAGAAGGGCGGCGGUAGUGAGAGUGAGCCAAAAAGAGUUCUCAAGAAAAUCUGGAAGGUUUAAUGAUGUGUUCAAUUUGCUUCCCCACCAAACCCAUCUGAUGCUUUGCUCAUGCAUGUAAGUAGAGGAAUAAAAUCAAAACCCCUGUUUUUAGCAGGAAAAAAACAAAUCUAAACCCCUUUCUAGUAUGCAGCUUGUGUUUUGGUUUUUAAAGGAACAUUAGUGUAAUAAGCUUUGUGAUCCAUGUUAAUGUUCAUGCUUGUGUAUUUGUGCAACC
This is a messenger RNA of Rhododendron vialii, 2610 nucleotides long. RefSeq names its product vicilin-like seed storage protein At2g18540. Bases 48 to 2396 code for a protein of 782 amino acids. The transcript is spliced from 5 exons. The record is from RefSeq and is a predicted model, not a curated record. NCBI's taxonomy places the organism in Eukaryota, Viridiplantae, Streptophyta, Magnoliopsida, Ericales, Ericaceae.